GGUUGCAUAAAAAAAUGAAACAAUAACGGAAUAACCUUGUAGUAGUAGGCCUAGGCUAGUAAUCGUUUACGAUACCCUGUCAUUUCCAUCACUUUUUGAUUGGCUAUGUCAUCAGCAUCAGUCCGUAUAAAUUUAAUGUUUCUUUUCUAGGUUCCUCUUUCUAAACUCGAAAUAUAUUGAUAUUUUAAACACAUAACAAUUAUGUUUUCACGGGGUAAAUUUUUGUGCCGGGCUUUUCCGGUGGUGAGGGCGGUCAUACAACGUAGUUGCUACAAAGAAGGUGUAACUGCUGUGAAUCUGAACGAGAUGACGUCAAGCCAACAGAUUCAACACUCAGAAUUGAAUGCACCAAAGGACAGUAUGAGACCUCCGCUUUAUAUUGAGAGCACUCAACGGGUCACCCUGCAGGGGCUUGGAGGAGGGAGUGUGGAGCGAGAACUGAAUAAUGCCACUGGUGUUGCAGUGGUUACUUUUAACAAUACUAAGAAUGCUAAUGCACUGUCAGGUUCAAUGAUGGUAGAACUUGCUGAUGCUAUUUCUGAACUUGAAAAUUGGAGCACAGGAAAGGCUGUGGUCCUCCGUGGAAGCCCGGAAGGAAAGAACUUCUGUGCUGGUGCUGAUCUGACUUCAAUGCAGGAACUAAAGACAGCUCAGGCAGGCACGAUGAUGUGCCUCUUUAUGCAGAACACAUUAUCACGUCUGCAGCGCCUUCCUCUGAUCAGUGUUGCUGCCAUUGAUGGCAGAGCUAUGGGUGGUGGAGCAGAGAUUACCACAGCAUGUGAUUUCAGAAUAAUGACCGAAGAUUCCAUGAUACAAUUUGUACACAGGAAACUUGGUCUCUCACCAGGAUGGGGCGGGGGCGCUAGACUUGUAAACAUAGUUGGCCACAGGGAAGCAUUAAAACUGUUGUGUAGUUCUAAUCCCAUGGAUGCUGCAACUGCUCGAGCGAUUGGCCUCUCUGAUGAAACUGUUCCACAAACCAAAGAUCCAUUAAUGGAAACUGUUGAUUGGCUGACUCCUUUCGUUAACGCGCCAUAUCAAGUUGUUCAAGCGAUAAAGAAAGUUGUUCUAGCUGGUUCAGAGCUUCCUCUUGAUCAAGCAAUGAAAAAAGAGAAAGACAUUUUCUCAGGAUUGUGGGCUGCUGAUUUACAGUUGAAGAUUAUGGAUAAGUAUUUGAAACAAAAGCAGUUAAAAUGAGAAUAGUGGUUAUCAAAUCAAUACAUUUUAGAAAUACAGGGUGUGAUGUACAUACAGGGCGUUAUAUAUAAUUGAGAUUUCAAUGGCCAUUGCACAAUUUUAAAUAAGUGUGUUCUGUGGUAAUUUGUUUUUUAGUUUUUAUUAUUUUGUGUUUAGAACACUUGCAAUGUCUUUCCACCAUCUAUAAUAACAUAUUAAAUAAAGUGGUUUAAACAGUAAAACUCAUUUAUUUGAUGCUCUAAGCACUAUUUGUUUUAGUUGUUUAUAUUGUGUUUGUUUGUUGUGCUGAUUUUUAGCCAGCCAAAGACAGCAACCAUUUAGUUAAUCGUGGUUGAGUAAAGUUUAGUACUUGUAACUCCUGGUCAUAAAUUGGACAGUUAAAGGGACAAAAGGGACAAAAGUGACAAAGUUUGACAUUUAGCGUGUAUUGCCUUCUUUAAUGUACACAUAGGACAUAUUGUACCCAGAACCAGUAGCUUUUAAAAUCUCUUCUGAAAGACAUUGCUACAUAACAUAAGGGGCUAGCCAUGCCAAACCAGCUUUAGUGACAAAACAAGAAAAUUUACUUUUUAAUAUAUUCACAUUCUCCACUUCAUAAGUUUUAAAAUGAUAGGUUAUUUACUGGAAUCGUCUUAAUAUUGCCUAACUCAUGAGUAAAAGUUUUACAGCAUUUCUUUGCUGAAGUACAAUACAGCCACAUUCUUCAGUUUAAAUUUUAGCGACAGUCCGCUGGGUUUUCCUACGCAAACUUCUCCUUAAGAAUUGUCUUUUUUGGGGACAAAAAUAAAACCUUAUAUGCUGUAGAAAAUGCAUGUAUGUACAUAUUGACAACCAAAGAAAAGAUGUAGUGUACUGUUAAUGACGUCGCUAAAAAGUCGUCAGCGCAUGCGGGAAUGUUAAGUUCUCGUCGCCUGCGUUUUAGGACGCAAUUUGACAAAAUCUAUGUUGUCCAGAGAAUGUAGGGCGGUCACGCUUGAGUGAAUCCAUUUUAGCAUCACAUCAUCGCGCAGUUCAAAAGCUCCCAAACAUUUUGAUCAUGUUACAAAAGUUUAAGCGGAGCAAGUUUAUUAUCUUUCCCAGCAUUCAUCAAGAUUAUAAUAUGAUUUUUUUUCCCUUCAAACAUGAUUUGCAUUCCCUUUUUCUGUGGUGUUUAUUGUUAGAUAUUCUAUACAAUAACUAUUAAGUAUUAUUGAGCACUGUAGUAUUACUUAUUAGUUAUGUCAAUAUUAUAAUUUGCUUUUAUGGUAUUCAUUUAAAUAUAAUGAACUGGUAUGAUAACACUAGUUACUCAGAUACAGUUGAAUAUAAGUCAAAUAUUUAAAUUUUAAGAAUGAAUGUGUGUUGUUGAGUAUUUUAUUCAGAGUUCAUAAUAGUUUAUCAAAAUGGCUUGUUUCCAUUGGCAGAAACCCUCAUGAAUAAGUAUUGUUUUAUUCAUAAUCAUGAAUAAAUUGACAUCUAAAGAAAACAGAAUUCAGAUCUCUGGUUUCAAUCGCUUAUAGAGUUUGUUUAAUAAAUGCAGAAUGAAACACAUUGGCUCUUAGCCAUUCGUAUCGGUUGUUCAAUGAAAAUGUACUGAAUAUAAGAUGAAAACUUAACACAAUUGUCCCAGGCGUGCUUACUGUCUCCUUAAAAUAGUGGAAAUGAAAUCAAGAAAUGUUUUAUAUUUUGUAUUUCCAAAUUUAUCUGUUGUAAAAUCUGGAAAAUAAACUGCUUAAGAAUUCAA
Messenger RNA from Anneissia japonica, 2920 nucleotides. Its product is annotated as ethylmalonyl-CoA decarboxylase-like. Lineage: Eukaryota; Metazoa; Echinodermata; Crinoidea; Comatulida; Comatulidae. The transcript has 3 exons. The record is from RefSeq and is a predicted model, not a curated record. Gene Ontology annotation, cellular component: cytosol. Gene Ontology annotation, biological process: fatty acid beta-oxidation. Bases 202 to 1197 code for a protein of 331 amino acids. Gene Ontology annotation, molecular function: enoyl-CoA hydratase activity.